GAGGAUUUAAAUCGUCAGAUCUCUGAGUUCCUCGGUGUCUCGCGCGGAGCUGGCCUAGUCGGUCUUCAUUGGUCAUUGGCUAGCGGGCUGAGGAAGGCGGGUUAGGUGCUCGCCGUAACAUGGCCGACGGCGGCGGCUGGCAGCCGCCGCGCCCCUGCGAAGCCUACCGCGCCGAGUGGAAGCUCUGCCGCAGCGCCGGGCACUUCCUGCACCACUACUACGUCCACGGAGAGCGGCCGGCGUGCGAGCAAUGGCGACGCGACCUGGACAGCUGUCUCGAGUGGGAGGAGCGCCGGAGCGCGGAGGCUCAGCGAUCCCUCUGUGAGAGCGAGCGUGGGAGAGUCCAGGCUGCAAGAAAGCGCAGCCUGGUGUGGACCCCGAGGCAGAGCCCUGCAGACUGGCUUCUCCCUCUGGAGGACAAAGACGAGUGACAAGCACCCCUACACGGCUUCCUGCAGUCUGUUUGAAGCGAAGCUAUUGCACGGCCCUAAGGACUCCGCUUGGCCCAAGUAUUCCAGUAGGUACCUGGGAGCUUCUGCCUGGCUUGGAACACGGAGCCCCACACCUCCAGCGCCACUUGC
Myotis myotis is the source of this 581-nucleotide messenger RNA. It is a transcript of the gene CUNH22orf39, whose product is annotated as chromosome unknown C22orf39 homolog. NCBI's taxonomy places the organism in Eukaryota, Metazoa, Chordata, Mammalia, Chiroptera, Vespertilionidae. The record is from RefSeq and is a predicted model, not a curated record.